GACGUGACGUGACUUCAUGUCCGCGCUGCGCCGAGUCCAUCCCUCGGACCCCCAGCCAGCAUCUAGCAGCAGACCAUGAACAAUAUCACCACCACCACCAGCACCACCACCUCCACCGCGCCGCGGCUCAUCUUCCAGCCGCCGACGAUCCCGGCCGUCAUGUUCAUUUUCGGGGUGGUGGGCAACGUGACGGCCAUCGUGGUGCUGCGCAUCUCCCGCAAGGAGCAGAAGGAGACCACCUUCUACACGCUGGUGUGCGGCCUGGCCGUCACCGACCUGCUGGGCACGCUGCUGGCCAGCCCCGUCACCAUCGCCACCUACGUGCGGGGCUCCUGGCCCGCCAGCGACACGCUGCUGUGCCAGUACUCGGGCUUCAUCCUGCUCUUCUUCUUCCUGGUGCAGCUCAGCACGCUGUGCGCCAUGUCGGUGGAGAGGUACCUGGCCAUCAACCACGCCUACGUCUACAACAAGUACGUCAACCGGCGGCUGCCCGCCCUCGCCCUGCUCGCCAUCUACGUCAGCGGCGCCGGCCUGUGCGCGCUGCCCGCCCUGGGCUUCGGCCGGGUGACGCUGCAGCGGCCGGGCACCUGGUGCUUCAUCGACUGGCAUGACAACCGCACGUCGGCGGCGGCGGCCUUCAACCUCAUGUACGCCGGCGUCAACUCCGCCAUCGUGCUGGCCACGCUGGCCUGCAACGUGCUGGUGUGCGGGGCCCUCAUCCUCAUGCACCGGCGCUUCGUGCGCCGCACCUCCCUGGGCAAGGGCCGGCUGCGGGUCUCCGAGGUGCCGCUGCGGCGCCGGCGCAGCCUCAGACGCAUGGCCGGCGCAGAGAUCCAGAUGGUCAUCUUGCUCAUCGCCACCUCCGCGGUGGUCCUCAUCUGCUCCAUCCCCUUAGUGGUGAGUGGCGCGAACUUCCGGCCGGGUGUGGCGCACUCGCCGGCCGCUUCAUUAGGAACACCGGAAUACGCUUUAUUGGCCAAAUAUCUUUAA
Entelurus aequoreus (snake pipefish) is the source of this 990-nucleotide messenger RNA. RefSeq names its product prostaglandin E2 receptor EP4 subtype-like. Gene Ontology annotation, biological process: inflammatory response; adenylate cyclase-activating G protein-coupled receptor signaling pathway; cellular response to prostaglandin E stimulus. The record is from RefSeq and is a predicted model, not a curated record. Gene Ontology annotation, molecular function: prostaglandin E receptor activity. The coding region runs from base 76 to 990 and encodes 304 amino acids. NCBI's taxonomy places the organism in Eukaryota, Metazoa, Chordata, Actinopteri, Syngnathiformes, Syngnathidae. The transcript has a single exon. Gene Ontology annotation, cellular component: plasma membrane.